Messenger RNA from Habropoda laboriosa, 1521 nucleotides. RefSeq lists its product as uncharacterized. The record is from RefSeq and is a predicted model, not a curated record. The coding region runs from base 1 to 1521 and encodes 506 amino acids. The transcript has 8 exons. Lineage: Eukaryota; Metazoa; Arthropoda; Insecta; Hymenoptera; Apidae.
AUGUUGUCCGGCGUGGUUCUCUAUUAUGUACCGGAAUCGCGACCGCACGCGCGCAGAAUUUGUUACGCGUUGAUCGAUCUGACGGCGAACGGCUUGAAAUCUGCGCUGAGCACGCGCGAGAGCGGGUACAUGUACGAGAAGAUCAAGUCCAAGUAUCAGCGUGCUCGAUACGAACAACUGUUGCAGAAGAGGAUGUCGCAAGAUACCCAGGACGAGGACUCCGAUCGGGCGCAGAAGAAUUAUGGCAGACAGUCGAAAAUGUUCCUCGAGGACGACGGAGUAUUAGGGUCAAAAAAACUGAGCGGAAAACAGAACAAGGAGCACAGACAUUCUGGUCACCGUUUUCGAAAUGGCGUCAUUAAGGAUGUUCCGCCUGAACCUUGCAUGGAAGUCACCAAACCAGUCUACUUUUACUCGGAUAAAUUGGAGGACAUUGAAAAGUACCUGGAAACGAAUUCGUCUAGUGGAAAACGUGUCAACGAAUCGUCUGUUGAGAAUUACGCUCUUCUAAUCAGCGGCAGCCCGCGAGAAAUGGCGAUACUCGAUGAGAAGUACGAGAAGGACGACUUGGUGAUUGUACAAGAUCCUUAUCUAAAAGUGGAAUACAAAGAAUGCGGUACCUCGACUGAUAAAUUGUCUUCGAAAGCGGAAGCUUCUAGUUCAGAGCAAGAAGGACCUACCAGAGAUCACAGUGAUCACGUAAUGGAAUCGUAUGUUAAAGAAGUUGAAUUGAACUCGAUACCAGAGGAAAACACGUCAAGGUACUCCGUCGAUAAAUCUCUGUAUCAAACGAGCCAAUAUCAAUGUGGCGGUGGAUGCUGCGGACCAAGUGGCUGUUCCAUGUCGUCAGGUGAACCGAGCAACAAAGAAGCUGUAGACUCGACGUCUCCAGUUGAUGUAAAGAAUAUACUAAAAGCUUCUCGAAGUACGGUGUCUCCUAAAAUCCACAAAAAAGUCGAAGAAAAUGAAAAAAACUCAUACACGAGCAAUUACAGUAAUUACAGUCACAAAGGUAAAGGUUCAGCGAAGACAAUUAACUCGACCAACAGUCGCAGAGUGGAUUUUCAAGAGGAAGACACAAACGAUCGCGUGAAAAAUCCUAUGCAACGGAGUGGACAUCGGUAUGAAAGCACAUCGAGAGGCUACAGGAAGAAGUUGAGGAACGAUGAUAGUCCACGAACAGGUUUCUGUCGCAACAAUACUUCUUAUUUCACCGAUCGGGGAGGGGAAGCGGACGACGAAAAUUCUCAAACUGAACGAGCAACCACGAGACACGAUCUCGACGAGAGACCUCAAAGAGAGAAUCACUUCUAUCGAAAAAGCUCCACCGACUCGAUCUUCGAUUAUUACGACGACAUUUAUGCGGAACCCAUGUUGAAGAAUCGACUGAAACCAACCCUGUUGCGUGCAAUAAACUGGAUCUUCGGCGGUUGUCCGGAGGCGUCGAGGCGAGCUGCUUUGAAGCGCAGCGAGGUCGGAAAGGAAGAGAGCCAAGGGUUAACCGACGAGUGGCUCCUCUAG